Messenger RNA from Anisakis simplex (herring worm), 393 nucleotides. Lineage: Eukaryota; Metazoa; Nematoda; Chromadorea; Rhabditida; Anisakidae. The record is from the annotation of a GenBank genome assembly.
AUGUAUGAGCGAGUUGUUUAUUGGAGAGAUCUUUUCUGGUUGAGUUCGUUUGUUGAAAUUAUUCAAAGCGAUGCGAAUAUCGAUGAAAGUUAUCGAAUAUUGGAGAGAACGAAUGCUCUCGAUGAGGAGGAUUACGUUGAAGCAUGUGAAGUUAUUCAGAAUAUUGAACAACCACAGGUGUUUUGUAAUAAUAGGCGAUAUCGGGCCCAGAUGGCGGCUGAUCAGAGUGUUCGUGGCUGUGUGAGUGUGUCGUGUUCGAGUUGUCGAUUGAAAUUCUUUUGGCCUCCAGACACUCUCAAACUGCACAUCUCAUGGUUACGUGUACCGGGUGCUGGCUAUCAACCACAUCUGAAAUGCCCAAUUUGUGGUUGUUAUACGCCGACUCAAAAUUAG